ACAAAAGCUGUUUGUUCAUUGCGCGGCACUUACAGUUAGUUAGAUAAAGACAGCUAACAUACGUUCUCAUUUCACACACAAAACAAAGGCGCACACUUCUGAACAUGUUACAAAAAAUUCUGCUAAGUUUUUCAUUUGGUCUUAUUUUCUUCAAAGAGGUUGUUAUUACAGUGGAUGUCACUAUUCCAGAAAGCACUGUAGUGGGAAAGACUGGUUCAAAUGUUCUCUUACCCUGUAUAUACAGUUCCAGCCCCGGUUCUCAGUUUGUUCUGGAAUGGAGGUUUGCCCCAGGCAACACAGCACCAUCAGAUGGACGACAGAUUUAUUACUAUUCUGACGGAAAAAUGUAUAAACCUGGAUCUCAGUCUGAAAGACUUAGUAUAUCCGUGACUCCACCGGUUACAGGAAUUGCAUCAAUUCACUUGAAUAAUAUUAUAUCCGCUGACACUGGUUCCUAUGUGUGUCAAGUAAACAAUCCACCGGAUUUCAGUGGCACUGGAUCAGGAAUUGUGAAACUCAUAGUUCAAGUUCCACCAUCCACCCCAACAUGCCAGUUGAAUGGGAAAGCUAUAGCUGGAAGCGAUGCAACACUGAUGUGCAGUUCCGCUGAAGGUUACCCAACUCCAGUUUAUUCAUGGACUUUUGCAGGAUCCAAGGUAUCAUCCUUUCCUAGCAUGAUGGAAAAUGAAAGAAGUGGAAGCCUCCUUAUCACCAAUAUUUCACAGGCCAAUUCUGGAACUUACCAAUGCGUGGCAACAAAUGAUCAGGGGACAGCAACAUGUGAAUUGACAGUUUCUGUUACAAACGCUGCUGAUGCCGGAACAAUAGCAGGUGCUGUCGUGGGAGUUCUGUUGGCAAUACUGUUGAUUGUAGCUGUGGCCAUUUAUAUUUUAUGCUACAGAGGAAAACAGAAGAAGCCUCUGAAACCUGAUUACCCUGGAAAUGAAAUAAGGGAAGAUGCAAUGUCACCGGGAAUGCAUGACGGUAGAAGAUCCAGCCAAACAGACUCCUACCUUUUAAAUAAUGCAACCACGAGACAUGAAAACAUGGUUGUUUAAUAUAAAGCUGAAAAAAAGGACAUUUUACAGUUUAAAGGCGACACAUAGGAAAAAGAAGCGAAAAACACGUAACUUUGUAGGCAAUAAUGUAUAAUAUAAGGGAUAAAAUAUAUUUUUAUUGGAGUUCCCUACAGAUCUGCUAUGGUCCCUGUCUGUCCAUGUUUAAAAUGAGGCGUGGGUGUGUCGUAAUGGUUCCUGCCAGAACAGUAGGAGAAGGACAGCCAACCACAGACACAGCCUGGGAAAGGAGGCAGCAGGAAGUGGAACUGAUGGGUGGGGGGUUUUCAGAAAUUUUCAAUAAAUCAGCCUCAAACACUACUUUUAAACAUACAUUCCUUCUAUAUUUAAAAUAGUACAAUGGUACAUUCAUGUUUUUAGCACACAUUCUAUUUUAAAUCUAGUCAGAUUAGUGGCAAUAUAAUCUAAUACAGCAAUAUCCUUUCACGUGCUACGUGGCACUCACCAUCUAGAAAUCAAAUCUAUAGUAGGGAAGUCAAGUUAACAAAGACCUGUGGCUACUGGUUGAAUAGAGUGCUGCCUGUGUUUUUCAGUACAGUAUAAAGAAGGCUGUAUCCAAAAUGCAAAUAAAUGGCUGAUUGCAAACUUGUUUGCAUUUUGCUUUCCUUGCUGUAAAUGACCCAUUUUCCAAACUCCAAAUACUAUGUUUGAAAGUGCAGGCUGCAAUGAAAGAAUGGAGGGUGUAAUAAUAAUUCUUUGUGCUGGGAGUGAACAGGGAAUUAAGAAACCCCAAAAAUCCCACAGCAUUAACCUGAACAUAAUAAUGGUUGAUAAAGAUUUUUUUUCAAUUUAAAUACUAGUGUUUUCCCACAGAAAAAGUUUUGUCCUGAAAGGUACUAUUAUUGGCAACUAUUUUCCCCCUUCGAAUACAAAUAAAAAUAUUGUCUCUCCCAAGUAAAAAUUUCCAUAUAGUGAUAUUUUACCAGACAGUUUCCAAAUGGGAAAGAACUAUGUCAACUUUUUAAAGUGAUUUUGUGAUAUAAAAACAUACUACAAAAAUGUAACAAAUGCUUUAGUAAAUCAUUGAGAAAAA
This is a messenger RNA of Xenopus laevis (African clawed frog), 2109 nucleotides long. RefSeq names its product V-set and immunoglobulin domain containing 2 L homeolog (gene vsig2.L). The transcript is spliced from 7 exons. The record is from RefSeq and is a predicted model, not a curated record. The coding region runs from base 105 to 1058 and encodes 317 amino acids. NCBI's taxonomy places the organism in Eukaryota, Metazoa, Chordata, Amphibia, Anura, Pipidae.